Messenger RNA from Ostrinia nubilalis (European corn borer), 1632 nucleotides. Its product is annotated as retinol dehydrogenase 14-like. Lineage: Eukaryota; Metazoa; Arthropoda; Insecta; Lepidoptera; Crambidae. The transcript has a single exon. The record is from RefSeq and is a predicted model, not a curated record. The coding region runs from base 381 to 1322 and encodes 313 amino acids.
CUGUGAGCCCAGUAAGUAAAUACAAACAAACGCGGACGCACACGAAGUCACUUGGCCAUUAUCUGUGACUCACUGUUCUAUAUCAAUGUACGUGAAGUUGCCUAGCUCUGGUAGUAUCUACCACGCUAAUAUCGAACGGACGCGUGGAAUUGUGAGUUUUAUGAAUUGACAAAACAUGGUGUGUAGUAUCACAGAAUAAUAAUAAGUGUAGUAUCCCCAAACUUUGACGUUGAAAACUGGUUCUUUAAUCGCAACGUCAUUAUCAGAUAACUCAUAGAGGAACCGGCAAGUAACUAAAACGUGGCGUAACUGGUGACUCAAUAAAUAAAGUCAACUCAGUGACCGAGUCAGUUCAGUUGUACGAGAUAUCUCAAGCGACGAUGUUUUUGUUAGCUUUGUUCUUAGUUAAUGCUUGCAUAUAUUUUUUGUUUGUGAUAUAUUGCAGGCUAACUUGGGGAAUUAAUAAAUGUAGUAGACAUCUAGUGGGGAAAGUGGUCAUAGUUACCGGCGGAAAUAACGGCAUAGGAUUCGAAGCUGCGAAGGAUUUAGCCGAGCGAGGUGCUAAAGUGAUUUUGGCCUGCAGAAAUGCGGACAGAGGAACGAGAGCUAGGGAUAAAAUCAUCAAAGAGACUGAAAAUAAGGAGGUCUACUUCAAGCCAUUGGACUUGGCUUCAUUUAAAUCGGUGAAAGCGUUUGCUGAAGAUAUACUGAAGAAUGAGAAGCGCCUGGACAUUCUUAUCAACAACGCUGGAAUGUUUGGAAGCGGACACUCGACCACGGAGGACGGGUUACUGCUGGACAUGCAAACGAACCAUUUCGGGCCAUUCCUGCUGACAUCACUCCUGCUGCCUCUACUCAAGUCCAGCGCACCCAGCCGCAUCGUAAACGUGUCGUCGAUGGCUUAUUCCUUUGCUGAUUUGGAUUUAGACAAUCUGAACUUCGAUCAUGGGAAGUAUAGCCCAUACAAAGUUUACGGUGCAACGAAGCUGUGCAACGUUUUAAUGACAGUUGAGUUAGCAGAGCGUCUCAAAGGCACCGGCGUGACUGUGAACAGCUUGCACCCCGGCGUAAUUUAUACAGACAUUGCGCUGAAUGUUCCACUAGCAAAGUAUGCUUUUAUUCUGUUCAGACCAUUCUACAAAACGCCGUGGCAAGGGGCGCAGACCACCACCUAUUUAGCUGUGUCACCCGAAGUGCAGAAUGUUAGCGGGAAAUACUUCGUCGACUGCCGCGAAAAGCCUACGACAGAAUUAGCUGGAAACUCCGAAACAGCUCGGAAAUUGUGGGAGAUCUCGGAAAAACUAGUGCAUAUUAAACAAUGAAAUAAUUACCUUUCAUCAUCGUCAUUUCAGCCAUAGGACGUCCACUGCUGAACUUAUGCCUCCCCCAAUGAUUUCCAUAAUGACCAGUUGGUAGCGACCUGCAUCCAGCGCCUUCCUGCUAACUUUUUGAGGUCAUCGGUUCACCUUGUGAGACGUCCUAUGCUUUUUGUACCUUUAAGCAUUAAUAAAUUAUUUGAUAUCUAAGUAGGAUUUUGAGUAUGAAAUGCGUUCGCUAAAUGUAUGUUCGUUUAAUCUAUGUGUAAUAAUAAAAGAUAAGGAAUAUCAGAUUAUUUAUCAAUUCGCCUUUUAA